AUGACGUCUAUAUCUUCCAUACCCGUUGGAAUCUCCCCUACCGAUUACAAUUUCAGUACUUUUGAUUUGUACGGCCCAGUAUGUAUUGGUGUCAUUCUUAGUGUUUUUGGUUGUGGUAUCUUCUGCAUGCAAGUGGGAAGAUAUCUCACUGAUUUCCCAAAUGAUCAAUUAUGGCAUAAACUAGCUGUACUUUUAGCACUCAACAUUGCUCAAAGUGCUAGCGAUUGUUCUCGUAUGGUCAAAAUUCUCGUUCUUCACCCUGCCGAUCUUAUCUACUUCUUAUCACUACAUUCAAGACCAGAGGAGAUAAUCAGUCCCUCACUAUCCGUAGUCAUUUGCGCCAUCGUUCAAUUCUUCUUCCUAUUCCGAUUUCUUCAAUACGCAAAACUCAGCGUCCCUCCGGCCAAACGUGGAACUCUGCGGUACAGUGCGGGAAUAUGGACGGCAGCUACUGUCCUAGCCUUUGGAGUCCUACUAACUCUCGGCGCCGGGAUCGGGGAGGUUGUAACUUUCAGUAAACUUCCAAACUAUCUAUAUGCUUAUAGAGGUAUAUCGGCACAUUCUUCUUUCGCAAGGACAACCGUUACUUGGUUAAGUGCUUCGGCGGCAACUGACAUUUUCUUAUCGAUCUUGAUCAUCUUUUCUCUCCGACGAGCAGAUCUUAAGAAUCGUCAAAAAGCAGCCGGGAGCGAUAUGAUAUCCGCCAUGGCACAAUUGGCAUUACAAAGUGGAAUCAUGAUCACUGCUUUACAAAUAGCUACUUUGAUCGCUUAUCUUAGAUCAAACACAGCAUGGGCAGAUUUCCCUCAAAUAUUCAUUAGCAAAUUCUACAGUUGUAGUCUCCUUUUCGCUCUUUCACUCCCUAGAGACCUAGCACGAAACCGUACCAAAACCACCAAAGCUCAAGUCGCAUCAAGUCGUAAUUUACCCAUCCCAUUAUCGAUGCAAAGAGUUACAAACUCAUGGAAAACUCGUGAUGUAGAUGGUAUAAACGCCGCAUACGCUUCACAAACUUUCGGUCCUGGUACUGCCGCCGUGAGAACUAGCGGAUCUAGUUUUGGGAAUUCAGAAAUUGGUACAGAAACGGAUUUAGUAGGUUUAGAUACUAGGAAUGAAGUUGGUCAAUUAGGAACGACGGGAACAAUGGGACAAGAACCGAAAAGUUUAACUGAUACUAUGGGUGUGGUACAUUUCGAUGUUGAUGAAGGGUAUGAAAAGGAGAAAUAUGGUUAUGAUCCUAGUAAUAGGGUUUGA
Tremella mesenterica DSM 1558 is the source of this 1254-nucleotide messenger RNA. RefSeq lists its product as uncharacterized. The record is from RefSeq and is a predicted model, not a curated record. Lineage: Eukaryota; Fungi; Basidiomycota; Tremellomycetes; Tremellales; Tremellaceae. The transcript is spliced from 10 exons. The coding region runs from base 1 to 1254 and encodes 417 amino acids.